Stomoxys calcitrans (stable fly) is the source of this 2563-nucleotide messenger RNA. RefSeq lists its product as uncharacterized. Bases 660 to 2006 code for a protein of 448 amino acids. The record is from RefSeq and is a predicted model, not a curated record. Gene Ontology annotation, biological process: positive regulation of DNA-templated transcription; autophagosome assembly. Lineage: Eukaryota; Metazoa; Arthropoda; Insecta; Diptera; Muscidae. The transcript is spliced from 6 exons. Gene Ontology annotation, cellular component: autophagosome; nucleus.
GCUGAUGUCAAUUUAGUUGGCAACUUAGUGUCGACUUUGCAAUAUCGCUUGUGAUAUUUUCAUUCUUGCUCGUGCUCUCUCGUACUCUUUCUCCGCGUGUGUGUUUCUUUUGUGUGUGGUGUAGCUACUCCAACAAAAAAAAAAAAUUGUCAGAAUUUUUGGUUCUCAUCAUCUUGAUAUUGAAGAGUUAUUUAUCCCAGAAGUUACAACAAUAACAACAUCAUCUGUUCUCAUCUCAACUACGUUUUGUUUGCAGUUAGAAACAAAUUGUGUGAUUUUGUGUGGCAAUUAGAUAGAGAUAAAUCGACUUGUUGAUUUUUUUUUUUAAAUAAAGAGAAACAAGGUUACAAAAGUUCAAAAGACUGAGACCAAUAAUUGAUUGUUAAGCAAUUCCUGUUUUAAAGGAUUUUUAAGAAAAUAAAGCUCUAACAGCCUAAGCCCUUCCUCCCCACCCUAGAACAAAACUAAGUGAUCUCAACUUAAGCCUAGCAAUAUAAGCCAAGAACUCUUCAAAGUGAUAUCAAGCUAAGAAUAAGAAGAACAACAAAACAGAAAAGAGAACCAACAACUAGAUCUGCCCGCCUCCAAUAGCAAUAGCAACAGCCACCAGGACAUUGCACUUUCAAGCUUUUGAAAGCUUCUAGCUCACUCGUCGUAUAAUGUUGAGUAGUAUUGCAUCCUAUCUAUUUGGUUCGAAUACUACUACAACUACACCGGAUAAGGAAACGCUAACAGCAACCGGCAUAGGCAGUGGCGUUGAGGAAAUUAUCGAUGCACCCCCCUCUAAUACGGUUGAUGUUGAUAAUCUCAUAGAAGUAACCUCACUGACCCCAUCGGUAACGGGCUCUGAAUCUUUGGAUAAAUCUUCGGCGGUAGCAGCAGCCACAGCACGUGCCAUUAGACGUGGCAAGAAUAAGCGCAACAAUACCCGUCAGCAGAAUAAACGUAAAGCUGGAGUUAAAGGUGGCAACACCAAGGAGACUGGCAGUACAUCGGGCAAGCAAAUAACGAAAUUAUCAACUACUUCAUCGCCCAGCGAUAGUUGUGACGAAGAUUUCGACGAAGACGAGUGGUUCAUUGUUGAAAAGGAAGACGACGACAACGACGUCUCCUCACCUCGCAACGAGAACGAGGCUGACAACAAUAGCACUACAACCACUAUCGAGAUCGUCAAAUCGGUCAAACCCACUAUCGCUCCCAGUCCAUUGGCGCAACAGAGGCGCCUUCAACAUAUCAAUUCGCAUUCCCUUUACAGUGGACCAAGGCCACAAAAGCAACGCAACUAUUUGCAAAAAUCACGCGGCAACAACAACAAUAGCUCCCGCAAUAGCGGUCUAAGUGUCUCAACAUUAAGUCCAUCCCGCACAGUAAACGAAAAUCGCAAUGCCCCUCUGGGCAAUGGGCCCUCCGGGGUAACAGCUGAUGGCGGUAUGACCCGUUCGCUGUAUGUGGUGUCAUCAUCGGCAUCGGCUCAUCAGGAUGUCGCAGCGAACGGAUCAUUGGGAAAUUUGAAGAAAAUGGACGAAUCAUGGUUCGUAACACCACCACCAUGUUUCACCUCCAUUGGACCCAUCAAUAUGGAAGCUACACCCUAUGAGAACCUAUUGAUUGAGCAUCCAAGCAUGUCUGUGUAUCAUAGUAUUAAAACGGCCCAAGCUGCCACUGAGAGUUUUGUUAAACUCGAUCUCGGUAUUAAGGAGCCCAAAGAAAAGCGGCCAGCUAAGGAGAAUGUACAACGCAAGAAUUCCCAAGCUGUCCAACAGCGAUCAUCGGCUGGCUUCCGUUUGGAUCGCCAAAGCGUUGCUCAAUUGAAGCAGGAAUUGUUGGAACGCACUGUACAGAAGACCCAAACCAAAAAGGAUCGUCGUGACAUCUGUCGUUCGGCCAUCAAACGGGCCAAUAAGGUACGUGAUGUUCAAUCCAAGAACCAUACUUCCCGUCGUUCCGACAGACAACACUUCAAGGUUGUAAGCAGUGCCAACAACAACCGCAAAUCCUGCUUCUAAAUGGCGAAAAUCCCAGCCGAAUCCCUUCAUAGGAGAUAAAUGGCUUUCAGAAAGGAUAUAUGAUUGAAACAGAGAAAGAAGAGGGAGGAACAUGAAAACCAAUUAUUUUUGGAAAAUAAAUGAGGCCAACAAAUGCUCUCUUUAUUUAUGCAAAACAAAGUAAAAAACCAACAACAACAAAAAACACCACUAAUACAAAACAACAACAAGAAAAACAAUCACAAGAGAUACUAAUAAAAUUUGAAAAUGAAAAAUUAAAAUUCUAAAAUUUUAAUUUGAAAAGCUGAAAAAAACACACACACACACACACAAACAAAAAAAUUAAAACCAAAAAUUAAGAAAAAUUAAAAAAAAAAUCCAGAAACUUAAAAAUAAAAAACAAAAUUAAAAAAUUAUUUGUAAAAUUAGAUAUAUAUGAGUGAAAAACAAAAAAGGAAAAUUGUAUUAAAACUUUGAGAUAUGUAUUUUUAAAGGAUAAAACUAAGCAACAAGUAGAAGAAAAAGGAAAAACAGAGAAAUCCCAGAAGAAAAAAACAAAAAAAAAAAAAAAUAACAAA